Messenger RNA from Peronospora matthiolae, 180 nucleotides. Lineage: Eukaryota; Oomycota; Peronosporomycetes; Peronosporales; Peronosporaceae. The record is from the annotation of a GenBank genome assembly.
AUGGGUCUCGUCGUACUGCUCGACGAGACCAAAAACAUCAACAAUCAGCUGGGCACGAGGCUACCAGCUGUCCCACGCCGGUGGACAGCUACGCUAGCGGACGAGGUAGCUCGUCCGGACGCCAUUUACUUCGCGGUGGUUCAAAAUACGCUCCACUUGGAAGCGUUGAUCACCGCUUGA